Prunus persica (peach) is the source of this 2311-nucleotide messenger RNA. RefSeq names its product aspartate carbamoyltransferase, chloroplastic. Gene Ontology annotation, biological process: 'de novo' pyrimidine nucleobase biosynthetic process; amino acid metabolic process. The transcript has 5 exons. NCBI's taxonomy places the organism in Eukaryota, Viridiplantae, Streptophyta, Magnoliopsida, Rosales, Rosaceae. Bases 827 to 2032 code for a protein of 401 amino acids. The record is from RefSeq and is a predicted model, not a curated record. Gene Ontology annotation, molecular function: amino acid binding; aspartate carbamoyltransferase activity.
UGUGAAGGCUUCAACUUUUUCAUGGAAAGCAAGUUUUUUUGUUUUAAAUCUUUGCUAGUUGUUUGUUUGUGUUUAUGCUGCUGCCCUUUUGGCGUUCUUCCAUUGAUUUUGAAAGCAUAAUGUUGAUUCUGCCAAACCAUUUGUCUGCUCUGUGCUAGCUGCAUGGUUACACAGAACGCUAGUUUAUAUUGGUUUUUUUGCGAAUUUGUUGUAUUGGUAGGUGGUGCUCUUAGAUAAGAUAGGCAAUAUGCUCUCUGUUUUUUUUGAGGAUAAUGAAAUACUGAAUGUGGUUCAUGAUUUGUGUUGACCUUGUUUUUGUAGAAGAUUUAAGGAUAUCCAAGAUUUAAAGAUCCUUGUGGCUGCUGUUUUUACAGUUUAAAUGUUUUUUUUAAUGUCUCUUGCUUAAUGUCAAAUGCUGAUGUUAGGUUGAUUCUUUGAAGCAAUUCUCUACGGCCUAACCUUUUAAUCCGUAUGCAUUUUCUGGGUUCGGUUUCUGAUAGAACUAUGUGUGAAACUGAAAUGUCAUUUAUGAAUUCGACGGGAAUUCUGAAAUAAAAACUUGAGCUUGUUUAUUAUCUUUGCCUUUAUCCUGUAACUGGCCACAAGCAGAACAUACCAGCUUAAUGGACAAAGAAGAUCUUUAUGGGUUUGGGUUGUGUUUUUCCUAUUCAAAAUUCUUCUCAUGUGAAUAAUUGGAUUUCUUUUUUUCUUUUCUGCUCAUUAGAUUAUCUGCGAAUUCUUAAUUUCGAUUUUAUUUUAUGUUAUUUUAUCAUGCAAUUAAUUUUCUUGUUUUUAUCCUGUUCAUCAGAGGCUUGAAAUUGCUGAGAUGGCAGCUUCAUCAUCACUAUUUUCAACUUCAUUCCAAGGGGUCAUGUCGUUUCAAAAUACAAAUUUGUGCUACAAAGAGUUCAAUUGCAGAUAUUCAAACUUUAUCCGUAAACAAUCCAGUCACUCCAACUCAAAGUACCUGACACAUUCACGGUUGUUUCCCAAUGAGAGAUCAUCAGAAUUUGGACAAAAUGAUAAAUUCUCACAAAAGAAUGGGUUUUUGUGCCGGACAUUGAAGAUUGAAAAUUUACCUUCCUUUUCAGUGGGGAACAAAUUUCAACUUACUGAUGUGAUUGAAUCUCAACAAUUUGAUAGAGAUCUUCUCAGUGCUAUAUUUGAGGUUGCACGAGAUAUGGAGAAGAUUGAAAAGAAUUCACCAGGAAGCCAAAUUCUUAAGGGUUAUCUUAUGGCUACUCUCUUCUAUGAACCCUCCACAAGAACUAGGCUUUCCUUUGAAUCUGCAAUGAGACGGUUAGGUGGGGAAGUCUUAACAACUGAAAAUGCAAGGGAGUUCUCGUCAGCAGCUAAAGGAGAAACACUUGAAGAUACUAUAAGAACUGUUGAGGGUUACUCUGAUAUUAUUGUGAUGCGGCACUUUGAGAGUGGUGCAGCCAAAAGGGCGGCAGCAACUGCUGGCAUUCCUGUAAUCAAUGCAGGAGAUGGUCCUGGACAACAUCCAACUCAGGCUCUUUUAGAUGUCUAUACCAUUGAAAGAGAGAUAGGAAAAUUGGAUGGCAUUAAAGUUGCACUUGUUGGAGAUCUUGCUAAUGGAAGGACAGUGCGCUCACUUGCAUACUUGCUCGCCAGGUAUAAGGAUGUGAAGAUUUACUUUGUCUCUCCUGAUGUGGUGAAAAUGAAGGAUGAUAUAAAAGAUUAUUUGACGUCAAGGAAAAUUGAAUGGGAAGAAAGUAGUGACUUAAUGGAAGUUGCUUCUAAGUGUGAUGUUGUCUAUCAAACUCGCAUUCAACGUGAACGAUUUGGAGAGAGAAUUGACCUCUAUGAAGAAGCUCGAGGCAAGUACAUUGUGGAUAGUCAUGUGUUAGAGGUGAUGCAGAAGCAUGCUGUGGUCAUGCAUCCGCUGCCUAGACUUGACGAGAUUACUGUUGAUGUUGAUGGGGACCCGAGAGCUGCCUAUUUCAGACAAGCAAAGAAUGGCCUCUAUAUUAGGAUGGCUCUCUUGAAACUCCUACUUGUAGGGUGGUGAGGGAUGCCUUUAGCUUUUUAGUCUUCAAGUUUUGAUUCAACUGAAUAGGAAAAAUAUCUUCAAGUUUUGGUACGCACUUUUCUUCCUUGGUUAUUUCGAACAAGAGUUCAAAGACAAGCGGCUUAACAACGAAGUUUGGUUUCUUUUGAUUAACUUUUUGAAAGUUCAUUUUAAGCUUCCAUUAGGUCGUGAUUGUAAACACAAAGAUUUAAACAGAUUCCAUCAAAGGCAGUGGAAUUAUUGAUUACCAGAAUGUAAAGCAUGCAUGUUUGUAGAGAA